AUGGUUGUUCUUUGUUGUGUCUCGGGAAAAAAAACAUUUUCACUGUGGCCGCUGCUCCUCUGCAUUUGCGUCGCAGAAAUGGCUCUCGGACAGGUCCGUUAUUCUAUACCUGAGGAGAUGGCGACGGGCUCGGUUGUCGGAAAUAUCAUACAGGACCUAGGCUUGGAUGUUAAACGGCUGAAAUCUGGGCGGGCUAGGAUAUUUACCGAGGACGGCAGUGAGUACGUUGGUCUGAAUGCAGAAAAGGGAACUUUGGUGGUGGCUAAAAGGAUAGACAGAGAAGAAUUGUGCAAGCAAGUGUCUCCCUGCUCUCUUCAUUUCCAAAUCAUCUUAGAAAAUCCAAUGGAGUUGCACCGAAUUGAUGUAGAGAUUACAGAUAUUAAUGAUAAUGCUCCGUUUUUUUCGAAAAAGGAAUACAGUUUCCAGGUUAUUGAAUCUGCCUCACCAGGGGCUCGCUAUUCGCUCGAGAGUGCCAAAGAUCCCGAUGUAGCUCAUAAUACCCUUCAAACAUACAAACUCAACCCCACAGAUAAUUUCAAAUUAAAUAUCGUUUCUCGGCCUGAUGGCAUAAAAUAUGUUGAAAUGGUUCUUCACACGUCGCUUGACAGAGAAAAACAGGAAGAGCAUAAAUUAACUCUGACAGCAUUUGACGGGGGUAAUCCUCAGAAAUCAGGUUCUGUCAAAAUAAAUGUUGUAGUUUUGGAUGCAAAUGACAAUGCGCCAGUAUUCAGUCAGUCUGUUUACAGGAUAACAGUUCCAGAAAACGCUUCUAGGGGCACGGUUAUAUUACGAGCUAGUGCCACUGAUAAUGACAAAGGAGCAAACGAGGAGGUGGUGUAUUCGUUCUCCCAGCACACCGAUAGUGCAUCAUCUUUGUUUAAUAUGGAUCCCCACACUGGGGAAAUGACAGUAAUUGGUGUGUUAGAUUACGAAAAAGCUAAACAUUAUGAAAUUGAUAUUGAAGCUACAGACAAAGGAGGGUUGACAGACACAAGUAAAGUGCUAAUUGAGGUGACCGAUGUAAAUGACAAUGCGCCUGUCAUUAGCAUCAUUUCUCUCUCCAAUCCCAUACCAGAAGAUUCAGCUCCGGAUACUGUUAUAGCAAUGCUUAACAUCAAAGACUUGGACUCAGAUAAAAAUGGCCAAGUUAGGUGUUUUAUUAGCAAAGAUUUACCUUUUAAAAUCAAGUCAUCAUCGACUAAUUUUUAUAGCCUUAUGUCUGAUGAUGUUUUAGACCGUGAAACAGUGCCAGAAUAUAAUAUAACAAUAACAGCAAUAGACGAGGGUUCCCCACCUUAUUCUACAAACAAAACUAUUAAUUUAAAAAUAUCCGACGUAAACGACCACGCCCCAAUGUUCCCACAACCAUUUAGUACAGCUUUCAUCACAGAAAAUAAUUCACCUGGCAUGUCACUACUCUCUGUCAAAGCCAGUGACAAAGACUCUGGGAACAAUGCGCGCAUUUCCUAUUUCCUCGAGGAAAGCCAAUUGAAUGGGAUGUCAGCCUCCGCUUAUUUUUCAGUGAAUGCAGAUAGCGGAGAGAUACUUGCUGUGCGUUCAUUUGACUAUGAGCAAACAAAGGAGUUUCAUAUUCGCGUCAAAGCGCAGGAUGGAGGCUCCCCUCCACUCAGUAGU
This is a messenger RNA of Plectropomus leopardus (leopard coralgrouper), 1635 nucleotides long. Lineage: Eukaryota; Metazoa; Chordata; Actinopteri; Perciformes; Serranidae. The record is from RefSeq and is a predicted model, not a curated record.